This is a messenger RNA of Linepithema humile (Argentine ant), 2950 nucleotides long. The record is from RefSeq and is a predicted model, not a curated record. NCBI's taxonomy places the organism in Eukaryota, Metazoa, Arthropoda, Insecta, Hymenoptera, Formicidae.
AUGGCGAUGAAGGAGCCACGAGAUGCCACAGCCGCAGUCUCGGCAGCUGUUCCGCACGUCUCGCCCGAGUGCGAUCAGCCGCGAAUUCAGCCCGCGACCCGAAAUGCGGAUGCAUCUGCUUUGCAGGCAUACCAGAAAGCGGUGCGUAGCAAUAGAGGCGACUUGCGAGUUGCACUUGCUGAAUCUUCGAAACAGUUGACGCCGCAGUCCGGUCCGCGGGUCAUUCAGCACACGACUAGGUCAAACAAGGUUAUCGACACCGAGAAGACCUUGGAGAAGAAGGAGCUGAAGGCUGACGGAUUAAUCGUUACCGAGAAAAAGCGAACGGUCGAGCACGAAGAGAUUAACGACGACGAGGUUCCGGACGACGGAAGGAACGACGACGACGCAUCGGAAACGAAGAAAGAAAGCUCACAGAGGUACGUUAAGAAGAGAGAAGAGGACGUGGUGGACUACAUCUCGGCCGGCGAGAGAGUCGGUCGAGAAAUGCGCUACGUCGCAGAGACAAGCGAAGGAGAACGAAUAGGCGACUGGUCGCCAUCACCAACAGGCAUGCGGACGACUCGUCUUCACAAAUACUCCGGUUUCCCGGAUGCCGCGCGGAAAGAUGCUCUAACGAAAAAGCCAUUGGAUCUUGAAGAAGAGGACGAGGCGAGAAAAUUCGAAACAUCGAAGUGGCUGGAAAGCCACUUCGGUAGCGACUCGCGCUCCUCCCACGGGUCUCUCGACGCCGACGACUCUCCUCUCCCAACCAGCACCAAUACAAGCUACAUCAAUGUUACUAUGAAGUCCUGCACACCGAAGGAACGCGAUUAUCAAAACGCAAGCUCCAACCGCCAUCAGCGACGUGGUCGAGACUCGGAUUCGCCUUCUAGAUAUUUUCAUGGAAUCAGCGAGUGGUCGGAGCGAUAUCAAGGGAGAGAGAAACAAAAUCACGCACGCUCGAGCUCUCCGGUUCGACGUGUGGAAUCUCCUCGUGCCAACGGACAUGCCCACGGGCAUAAGAGAAAUCAAGUUGAAUCAUCAUAUUCGAAAACUUACGAAUCUUUUCGACGCGAAUAUCAAGAUUCCAUCGAGGAACGGCAACGCACACCUUCCCCACCGAUUCGUCGGAAACCGAAAGAACAAUGGACAAAAUCUGAAGAAAAGAUUAAUUUCAAUGAUCUAUCUUUGGGACGUACCUCAAGUCCGGUACAUGUGGUGCAAAGAACUUGGGAGAGUCGUAGCCGCGAUGUUCAAGAACGCGAUAAAAGCACUUCGCCGCGAUCACGGUCGAUCUCUCCAGAACCGUCGACGCCCCGUCGCGAGGAAAAAAAAUCCGACACUACACGGACAUCAAAAAGUAGCGGUUCUAAGUACAAGAUCGGCGAAUCUUUUCGAAAGCUGGUGGGCAAAUUGCGCUCAGCCAGCACGGAGAGGAAGAAUAAACGGGGAAGUUCGAUCUCGCAAUUGACGCAGACCGAUGACAACGGCCCGACCUAUUUACAGUACAACGUGAUCGAUAGAAAUAUUCCGCUCGUCAGUGAAAGAGUCGUGACGCCGCCGAAGGAUAAACCCCCGGAGAGACCACCGCGGUCACCGCGCAACGUCAACAAAGCGUCGAAUAAAGUGAGGACAGCCACUAAAACGACCGAUCACGUCGUCCAGGAGCAAUGGAAGCGUAGCGAGUCCACGCCGCCGCCUUUGCAGAGGUACUAUUUGGGCGAGGAUCCUUUCGGCGGCAGUAUCUACGGCCGCGAGAAAGGAUACGAGGACGACAGAGACCAACAGCGACACGGAAGACCGCGCGGCUCCGGUAAAAUUACCGUAGAUUCGGAGCACAGCGUUGUCUCCAGCUCCCUCGGCAGAUUUAGCAAAUCCACCAGCAGACUGGCCGGCGAUCACGAGAGGGAGGAGCACUUCCGGUCCACGCAAACAUUACCGCGGAAUCUGCAUUCCGGUGGACAAUCGACACGCUCGUCGCAAGCAACAUCGCAGACCAGGCGACAUCAAGGCGUUCACGCGAAUAUCGGUACGAGACACGGUACGCCCGGUAAAAGGAACCAGCAGCACAGUAGCAUGAUCAACAUAUCGAUCAAAAAUACUGUGAACACGUCUCCCAAAGUGAACACAGCAUCGACCUACAGCACUCUUCAGGCACCACCGAAACCCGAACGGACAUACAAAUCGUCGCUAUCGCGCAGCAAGAGUUUUAACGUCGAGGCGGACAAGAACGGCAUCGACACGCCGACGCGCGCACCGUAUACCUCCAAUUUACACCUGAACCGGUUGGACGAAACACCGCCGCUCAAGAGCCCCGGUAUUCUCGCCAGCAUCAGUCGUAGUACUAAAGAUCUGUUAAAAGAUGGUAAAUAAUAAGCGAUGGUCGUCAGUGACGCAACAAUGUACAUUUCAGUGGAAUUAUACCGCUCUCCUUUCUCUGCACGCGUACACAAAGAUUCUUUUUUUCAAAAUAUGAGCAGAUCAAAUCUGGCAUGAACAAAGAGCUACAGUUCUAGUAAAAUAAUGAAUUGUAUGUAUGUUACGUGUAUUAUAAAUUGCGCUGUAUAUAAAUUAUCGAUAAUCUUGUAUUUUUUUUUAUAUUUGAUAUUUGACCGCCGCUUCUUCUUUCUACUCUUAAUUGCAUCACUGAUGACCACAUGUUUAUUUGUAAAUAUAUAUACAAUUAAAAUUUUAAAUUUAUCCUUAAUAAAUAAUUCAUUUCAUUUUUUAUGUUGCGCCUUUCACGAAAGUGAUCAAGAAAUGAUGGACAAUGCUAAAGCUAGAAAUUAUAUAAUCGAUUUUUUGCUUUCGAACGAGAAAAGCGUAAUUUUAUAUGAUAUACGCAACAUCUUUUUUACGAAAGAUUGACGCAUGAAAUCGUCAAAUCAAAUCAUAUUUGAAAUUGAUUAUAUGAAAUAUAGUAAAAUAGAACACUGAUAACAAUCGUUAAAUUUUUUAACAUUAAAAG